This is a messenger RNA of Penicillium longicatenatum, 735 nucleotides long. RefSeq lists its product as uncharacterized. NCBI's taxonomy places the organism in Eukaryota, Fungi, Ascomycota, Eurotiomycetes, Eurotiales, Aspergillaceae. The transcript is spliced from 3 exons. Gene Ontology annotation, cellular component: Golgi apparatus. The annotation marks the transcript as partial. The record is from RefSeq and is a predicted model, not a curated record.
GUGCAAAAUAUCUUCCAGCUUGCCGGAGUAUGUUUCUGCAAUGUGGGCCUGUUGUCGUGGGGAAUCUUACAGAUUUGGUGGGUAAGGAGCGUUUUGAGCAGCGGAAUUUUCGAGUACUUUCAUAUUCACCUGAUACUUGUGCCGACUAUCAUGGGAAUGGCGGUGAUCUCCAUGAUAGGUAUGACGUGGAGGCUGAGAGCGGAGUUCUCGUGGUCGAUUUAUAAGGAUAUCAGCGCCGAUUCACAGAUGUACCGGAAGCUCUACACUUAUCAGGUGACUCUCUACGCUUCAUACGUUGUCUUCGCGCAGGUGUACGUUACCUUGCUAAAAUUUGACUUCUUCUUCAUCUUUGGAAGUCAAGUAGAAGUCCUGCUCGUCUUAGGCGAAAUUGACAAUGACUUCAUCCUCAACGCCGCCAUGGUUCCCGUUGCAAUCAUGGCACUAUUUCUGGCUGCCAUUUUCUGCCGAAAAGAGAUGAAAAAGUCAAUGUUUUUCCCUAUGCUGUGCAUGAGCGCUCUCAUUGGCAAUCAGGUCAAAACGCUAUUGUCACUAUAUAGUUCAGAUUAUAGCUUAAUCUCUUGCCGGGUUUCAUUGGGCCUAUUCGCAUCGACAGCUAUAUUGUUGAUCGCCUGCACGAUGAUCAAUGCAUUCAUUUGUGUCACCUACUUCGAAAAGGGGUCGAAGCAUCAUUUCAAUCAGCCUCCGAGCAUAUGGCGGACUGCAGAUGGCAUAUAG